Messenger RNA from Caenorhabditis remanei, 612 nucleotides. RefSeq lists its product as uncharacterized. Lineage: Eukaryota; Metazoa; Nematoda; Chromadorea; Rhabditida; Rhabditidae. The transcript has a single exon. The coding region runs from base 1 to 612 and encodes 203 amino acids. The record is from RefSeq and is a predicted model, not a curated record.
AUGAAUUUCCUACUGCUGAUUGCGGUCUCGUUCACAUUCAUCAUUCCCAACAUUCUUUGCCAAAACUCUUCAACAACUUCUCUCAAUUGUGGAUAUCUCGGGGGCCAAUACAAUAUUUCCGCUAAUGAAUCCUACAAUGGAGAGUGUUGCAACACUGCAGCAGUGGAAUACAUGGAUCAGGAAUAUCUAGGAUGGCGGCAAAAUUACAGUCAGAUAAGGCGAAACCUGAUAAUGCUGAAUGACAAAGGAUAUUGUGUUCUAACUUCCACUACCUCCACUACUCCCACUACAGAGCUCUCUACUACUCCAUUCAACUGCUACUGGUUAUCUGAAAACUGGAAUUGGGUUGGUUAUAGCGGGGAAUGCUGUAAUCCAGAAUCAGUUGACUACUUGAACUCAAUCAAUGGAUCGUACUGGAGAGAUCAAAACGCAACUCGUGCUGAUUUUAUAAAAUCUUUGAGAAGUAGUGGAGUCUGUGGAGGGAGUACAACUUCUACUGUGACAUCGACUACUGUUACUACUGUUACUACUAAUUUUUUAUCGACAAGCACAACGGAAAUGGAGACAACGAGUGAAAUUGGUGGGUUACCGUUUAGGGGAAUUUUUUGGUGA